UUUAGUACUGCGAGACCUCUUUCUCGGAGGCCCACACCCAAAUCCUCUCGAUCUCUCUGUAUCUUUUCUGAAGUUGCACUCUGUGCUACUGUGGCGCUGACCCCUGUCUUGGCAGACCGUUUUUUCUAGAGCUCCGCCAAGCACAUUGUGCCACUCAAGCGUUCAGCUGGCCUCUCUUGAGGUGCAUCUACUGCUCAUCACGUCUAAAGAACGCUCGGCCAUCGUUUCUUGUCUCAUUACCACCACUGCGAUAACAUCCACGUACUACCCGCCUCCUACCAGUGUAGCCACCACCUUAAAUCUUAGCUGACGACCAAGGUCUUGAAAAAAUGUCCGCAGCUGUCCUCUCCGUGUUCGUCGAGCAGGCAAAGACAAAGUACAUUCUCGAAAACCCGAAGAGCGCUUCACUGUAUGAGAAGGCCUGCCUCUAUAUGCCGGGAGGAAAUACGCGAUCUGUGCUUCAUGUGGACCCAUUUCCUCUGACAUUCGUGAAGGGAGAGGGCGCGAACGCAACAGACGCAGACGGACACUCUUACGUGGAUCUAGUAGGAAACUACACCGCAGGUCUUUAUGGCCACUCCAACCCUACUAUUCGAUCUGCUCUGCUCUCUGCGCUUGACGCAGGUCUCUCACUUUGCUCCGCUACUCCCUACGAAACCGACCUCGCUCAGGCUGUCUGUGACCGUUUUCCCUCCAUCGAACAAGUCCGAUUUACCAACUCCGGCACAGAGGGCAACUUGAUGGCACUGGCGGCAGCAAAGGCUUUUACGAAGAAGGAAAAGAUCUUGGUGUUCGGGCAUGGGUAUCAUGGAGGCGUGCUGUUGUUCCCGGAUGAAAAGGAACCACAUGGGAUCACGGUACCACAUGGUUUUGUGGUAGGAAGAUAUAAUGACGUGGAACGGACGAGACAAAUUAUCAAGGGCAAUGCUUCACAGCUCGCCGCAGUCCUAGUGGAACCAAUGCUCGGUUCAGGAGGUUGUCUUCCAGCCUCCCGCGAAUUCCUCCAAAUGCUUCGCACAGAGACGCAAUCCGUCGGUGCGCUACUCAUCUUCGAUGAAGUCAUGACGUCAAGACUAUCUCCUGGUGGACUGCAGCUCACUACGGGAAUUAUACCCGAUUUGACGACGCUGGGGAAGUACAUUGGCGGAGGAAUGCCAUUCGGUGCAUUUGGCGGCAGGAGGGAUAUCAUGGCGCUAUUCGAUCCUCGAUCACCAAGCUACAUACCACACGCUGGCACUUUCAACAAUGAGUCCCUCUCCAUGAAAGGCGGAUACGUUGGUCUCACAGAGGUCUAUACGCCGGAGGUCGCCACCAGGCAUAACGAAAACGGUGAUGCGUUCCGGGCAAGAUUGAAUAAUGUGGCUGAGGGGACGUCGAUGCGGUGGACUGGGAUCGGUAGCCUAAUGAACGUUCACUUCAGCCCAAAAAAGUGUGAGACCGUUCAGGAGAUAUUUGGCCUGAAGGAUCAAUCACUACGGAGCCUUCUAUACUUCGACAUGCUCAAAGCCGGCUUUCACCUCGCCAAGCGGGGCUUCAUCGCCCUCAGCCUAGAAGUCACACCGGAACAUGAGGAGAGGUUCUGUGAAGCUGUGAAGGAGUUCUUAGAUAGGCACCAGGAGUUCGUGCGGUUGCAAGAGGCAUAAAUGAUGGAAGGGCCUUGACCUUUCUGACGUUCAUGAACUAUGACGGUACUCGAUGGGUGCG
Stereum hirsutum FP-91666 SS1 is the source of this 1704-nucleotide messenger RNA. Its product is annotated as aminotransferase class-III. The coding region runs from base 330 to 1643 and encodes 437 amino acids. Gene Ontology annotation, molecular function: pyridoxal phosphate binding; transaminase activity. The transcript is spliced from 8 exons. NCBI's taxonomy places the organism in Eukaryota, Fungi, Basidiomycota, Agaricomycetes, Russulales, Stereaceae. The record is from RefSeq and is a predicted model, not a curated record.